Umbelopsis ramanniana AG is the source of this 1999-nucleotide messenger RNA. RefSeq lists its product as uncharacterized. The coding region runs from base 254 to 1843 and encodes 529 amino acids. NCBI's taxonomy places the organism in Eukaryota, Fungi, Mucoromycota, Umbelopsidomycetes, Umbelopsidales, Umbelopsidaceae. Gene Ontology annotation, biological process: intracellular iron ion homeostasis; iron ion transport; copper ion import. Gene Ontology annotation, cellular component: plasma membrane. Gene Ontology annotation, molecular function: ferric-chelate reductase activity. The record is from RefSeq and is a predicted model, not a curated record. The transcript has 2 exons.
GACUAUGCUUUGAUUGGCUAGAGAACGGACCCUGGUGUCAUGCAAGAUCACCGCUCAGUACUCUACCGCGCUUGAAUGUACUACUUUGAUGCACAGUCCUUGAGCUAAUUGAGCGUUUCCGCCUCCUACCAUUGGCUAACCUGCGGCCAGCUCCGGGAACACAUUGAAUAAAUUAACAUAAUCACAUAAAAAAAAUUCAAUAUGCUCCGCUGAAUGUGAGCUUUUUUAGCUUGCAUCAGGGUUUUGAUUGGCUAUGCUGACAAUUCAGUUCCUACUUUAUUUCGCCCGACGCUUUGCUAGUUGGAAUUCAAUCUUUCCUUUUCACUUUAUCCCUUGCUUUUUUUCUGCCGCCCCCUUUGCUUGCGGGCCCCUACUAGUCAAGAUGGAUAUGUCAAAUAUGAGCAUGGACAGCACGCCAGACAACGUCAAUACACCGUAUGGCGCUGCUCUCUGUGGUGUAUUAGCUGGUUUUAUAGCUCUGUUAACACUUCGAAGAACUACACUAGCCGCUGUACGUUCAUUCAACAAACGUUCGUACUAUCGAAAACUUGGUAAAGAAGAACAAAUUGCGAGCAAACCAAACAACAGUAUAUACCACAAAUUGGAGAAUCUGAUUAUAAACAAAUUCAGCUGGACACCAUACCUCGGCUCGUACACACUUUUGCCGCCAUUAGGAGGAAUUUUCAUUGCUUGCGCUUUAGUCUCCACAAUUGUGCCACUAUUGCUUCUCAAUGUUGAUCUCAAGCUCAAUUCUGACAGAGCUGGCUUUAUCUCCCUUGCCAUGAUACCGUUUAUCUUUGCAACUACUGGAAAGUCAUCCGCUUUGGUGCUCCUGACUGGUAUCUCACAUGUCCAACUCAACUAUAUGCACCGAUUGUUGGGAACAGCUAUUAUGGCUACUACUACAGUGCAUAUGUCCUAUAUGCUCACAGCAUGGUGGCCAUUUCCAUCAUUUUAUCGAUCGCAAGUAGCCACUCCUAAGGUUCACUAUGGCCUGGUUGCUUAUUCUUCAUUAUGCUUUAUCUUUUUCUUCUCAUUAUAUCCCAUCCGACGUUAUUGCUACGGUCUCUUCGUAUCUACUCACUUCCUUUUCCUGGUGUUCAUUAUUGCUGCCGGUCAUCAUACUCCUUAUGGUAUGCGAUAUAUUGCAACCGGCAUUAUUCUCUACAUUAUCAAUGUCUUGGCUGGUUGGUUUGUGAACACCUAUUUGACUCGAGCAAGAGUUCAUAUACUGGAAGGAGAAUGCACCCGACUUGUCAUCAACAGCGAUAUGAAGCAUGAAGCCGGUCAACAUGUCUACAUCUGUAUUCCAAAGAUCUCACCUUUCGAGUGGCAUCCCUUCACCAUUACAUCCGCGUCGAAAGAUACUGAUUGUAUCGAAUUACACGCAAAGGUUGCAGGAAACUAUACUCGUCAUCUGAACUCUUUUCAAGAUGGUGAUGAGAUCACCCUUUUUGUUGCUGGGCCAUAUGGUACUGGAUCAUCAAAUUUGGGAUCCCACGAAACAUCAGUCAUCAUUGCCGGCGGAUCAGGAAUCACCUUUGCUAUCCGACAUUUGAAGGAACUAGCAGAUCUGUCCUUGGAGCAGUCAAACUCAACCACGCAAUCCGUCACAUUUGCUUGGUGUGUCCGUCAGCCAGAGCAUCUUUCAUGGUUUGAAGACGAUAUUGCAGAUUGCCUGCAAUCCUUCAAAGAGAGCGGUGUUUCGGUAACAAUUGGCUUGUACAUUUCUCGCCCUGAACCGGAUCAAACGUGUCAGUCUAAACUUGCUUACGAUAAUCGAGUUCAGUAUCUUCCUCGCUAUCAUUCAACGUGUAACAAUAAAAUACGGUCACACCGCUGAUCGUGCAGGAUUUCCCUCUUAACAUUCAUUGAUGACAUUAACAGUUGGCCACGCAAAGCAUUGAUCGUACGUUCUUAGCGCUACAGUUCAGUGCAGCAUUUAUUUGGUUUGGUUGGAGGGAACAUACUUUUUCCAAGCGUCAACAAAUGGAUCAUU